GACCAGCAUCUGACCUCAGGGGCAAAACCAGGCCCAGGGAGCACCCUGAGCGGCAAAAGCGGGCGCCCUCAGGCACCAUGAGUGGCCGAGUCGGGGACCUGAGCCCCCAGCAGCAGGAGGCCCUGGCCAGGUUCCAGGACAACCUCCAGGACCUGCUGCCCACCAUGCCCAAAGCUGAUGACCACUUCCUCCUGCGCUGGCUGCGAGAAGUUCGACCUGAAGAAAUCCGAGGACAUGCUCCGCAAGCACCUCGAGUUCCGGAAGCAACAGGACCUGGACAACAUCCUCGCGUGGCAGCCGUCAGAGGUGAUCCAGCGGUACGACUCGGGCGGUCUGUGCGGCUACGACCACGAAGGCUGCCCCGUGUGGUUCGACAUCAUCGGGAACCUGGACCCCAAGGGCCUCCUCCUGUCGGCCUCCAAGCAGGAGCUGAUCCGGAAGCGCAUCAAGGUCUGUGAGCGGCUUUUGCAGGAGUGUGAGCUGCAGAGUCGGAAGCUGGGCAGGAAGAUCGAGACGGUGCUGAUGGUGUUUGACCUGGAGGGGCUGGGCCUGCAACACCUGUGGAAGCCAGCUGUGGAGGUCUACCAGCAGUUUUUCGCCAUCAUGGAAGCAAAUUAUCCUGAGACACUGAAGAAUUUACUUAUUGUUCGAGCCCCCAAGCUGUUCCCUGUGGCCUUCAACUUGGUCAAGUCGUUCAUGAGUGAGGAGACUCGACAGAAGAUAGUGAUUCUGGGAGGCAACUGGAAGCAAGAGCUGCCAAAGUUCAUCAGCCCCGACCAGCUACCUGUGGAAUUUGGGGGGACCUUGACCGACCCCGAUGGCAACCCCAAGUGCCUGACCAAGAUCAACUACGGAGGCGAAGUGCCCAAGAGCUACUACCUGCACAACCAGGUGAAGGUGCAGUAUGAGCACACGGCGACCGUGGGCCGCGGCUCCUCCCUGCAGGUGGAGUUUGAGAUUCUGUUCCCGGGCUGUGUGCUCAGGUGGCAGUUUGAAUCGGAGGGAGCGGACAUCGGCUUCGGGGUUUUCCUGAAGACCAAGAAGGGGGAGCGGCAGCGGGUGGGGGAGAUGACGGAGGUGCUGCCCAGCGAGCGUUACAACGCCCACCUGGUGCCCGAGGACGGGAGCCUCACCUGCCUCCAGGCCGGCGUCUACGUCCUGCGCUUCGACAACACCUACAGCCUGAUUCACGCCAAGAAGGUCAGCUACACCGUGGAGGUGCUGCUCCCCGACAGGGCCUCCCAGGAGAAAAUCCAGGGUCUCGAGGCGACAAAUCCAUCCCCGGCACAAUGAAGACCCUGCUGCCUCUGCGCCUGGGUUCUCCACCCCCCUCUGCACCCACUCCCUGUCCCCUGCCCCCCACCCCAGGCAGGGUGCUGCUGGAGGCCACCCAGAGGGCACUCAUCUCCCCUCACCAUCUCAGCUCCUCCUGGCACACCUGGCCCAGGGGCCAAGCAGGAGGGGGACACCCAGCGCGUAGACCACCCUGAGGAUCCCGACGGGCAUCUGAUGACCUGUCUGCAAAGGCUGGGGAUGAACCAGCGUCCACUGAGGAAGAAUUCCGCCUGCAGAGCUGCCCCGAGUCCCUCCUGACAACGCCCACCUGUCCCAGGACCCCCCACACCCGGCGCCCGGGCUUGGCGGCCUGAGCCCCAGGCCUCGCAGGGAGCACAGCUUCAGGCCCUAAGAGCAGGGAGGCCGCGUUCUCUGCCGGAAGCGGCUCAAGGGGACGGGCAGGGCCAGCUGGAGGCUUGAGCGUCUGUGCAGGAGCUCCGACGCCAUGAGGAGCAGACCAGCUAAAUGAAGCAAAAGGCCAGCGCCCGUGCGUGAGGCGCUCCUCGUCUGCCAGGGAGUGUGAGUGGUUUGG
Molecule: messenger RNA, 1867 nt
Organism: Myotis lucifugus (little brown bat)
Lineage: Eukaryota; Metazoa; Chordata; Mammalia; Chiroptera; Vespertilionidae
Gene: SEC14L4
Product: SEC14 like lipid binding 4
Exons: 12
Coding region: 178-1293 (371 amino acids)
Cellular component (GO): cytoplasm
Source: RefSeq, a predicted model, not a curated record